Nelumbo nucifera (sacred lotus) is the source of this 4763-nucleotide messenger RNA. Its product is annotated as golgin. Lineage: Eukaryota; Viridiplantae; Streptophyta; Magnoliopsida; Proteales; Nelumbonaceae. The record is from RefSeq and is a predicted model, not a curated record.
UCAUGGGUGUACACAUGCUCAUGGGGACAGUGCAUGGACCGGCAUUGCGCCUCCGCUCAUUGAAGGGAGGCUUGGCAUGCGGGUCUGGUUUAUGCAUGUUCCUAUACCUCGCUAGUCCCUUGCCUAAGCUGAAUGAGCUAUCCCGUUGCCCAUAGCGCACAGGUGUGUUAUGACCUAGUAGUUGCCUAUCAUCAUUGGCACUUAGGUGCCCAACAUCAUCAGUAUAUAGUAGUCCCUUUACAUCGACACCAAGUCGUCUCUUAUCAUGGCCAUCCUCCCUUUAGCAUGUAAAUGGCGCCUCCCAUGGACCGAUAAGAACCAACAGAGUGCCUCGGCCAUGAGCCUUGAGGUCACGAUUCAGUGUUACUGACCUUGGUAGAGUCAUCUCAUCGGGCAACUCCUAGCCCUAAGCAUAAGCUUGUCCUGGACACCGCACGGGUUUCCGUGACAAGUGGUCAAUGGACUUUAUGGACGUGUGGGCGAGCAUGGGACCCCAAGCACCGGAUUAUGACAAGUGGAGGAACACCCAGAAAUCAGUCCUGAAGGACAAUGUAUACGCGGAGUCGGACGACUAGUCUGGCCUGGUUUACUUACCACUGGAGCAGAAGGAGAAAUGGGCGGAUAAGAUUUACGUGGAGAGCCAGUACUACUUCAGAGGGUGUUGGUUGGAGAUUGUGGAGAUGUUGUAAAAGAUUAGCGACAUGUACACAGGGAUUGAGACAAGUGCAGGGGAGCUGAGAAGGUGACAUGCCGAGAAGGUGAACGGCUACUAUGCACAGCUAAGGGAGCCAUAUCUGAAGGAGGCUGGGUUCGGUUGGGGGAGCUGGAGACGCCCCUUCGUCACCCAUUUUACUGGCUGUCAGCCCUGCAAUGGAAAUCACAACCGCAUAUAUUCGGGGGAGAGCUGCUGGAAGGGAAUAGAGAAAGCGCUGAAUUUUGUAGAUAAUCAGGUUGCAGAUACCUGGUCAAGGUGAACUCACCGAAAUGGUCGCCGGUGCUGGAGAAGGAGAGCUCGGGUGGAGGGGAGAAGAACGGGGUCAGGGGACGGCCAGUUUAAGCAUGAGGGGGCGGAAAUGUAGAAAUGAGAUUUUGGGCUAACGGGACAAGCUAAUGGCCGUCCGAUUAGCCCCGCACGUGGGAAUGCUGAUCGCGUGCGAAUGAACAGGUGGCGGACGCUCGAUAUGUGGGGCGAGAGGCGGUGGGACGCAGAUUUGAACUCGUUUAUUGGAGUCACUCCAGUCGGGGCAUGCGAAGAAAGCUGAACGACCGAGAAAGUUUCCACGUGGCAAAUUAGUUUGGUCCAAAAUGAUCCCACGUGUUCUUCUAUUGUCCUCUAACAAUAGAAAGUUGCCAUAUAGAUGUGGGUCCCAUGCUGAAUUCAAAUCAGCCCCCUCAAAAUUGCCCCAACAACGUCCAACUUCGUGUAUUGGGAACAUCUCCGAUGAUGAAUCAACAUUCUGAUAUUAUCAUCUACAUCAUCGGGAGAUGUUCCAUCCCAGGGAUUCUAAUUGAUACCGAAAUGACACGUAAUCAAGUUAAACAUCAGCCCGAGGAAAAAACUCAAGCCCUAAUAUGUGCGGUACUGGGUACGUGUCCAUUAGUAGAUCCUUUUCAUGGAGGCUUACGUCUUAAAUUGAAGGAGCGAAAAAUUUCCCCCUGUUUGCACGCUCAAGCUUCUGCGCUUGCCAACUUCUAACGAGACAGCAUCAGAUUUUGGUCGUAUAUUCGCUUGCCGGGAGCGAAACAAUCACAGUUUUUGCUGUUGCCGCGUCAGAAAGGAUGAGCUGUAGUUCCGAAUACUCGCGGCUGUGCAGGCUGAUCAACGCCUCUCUCCGUUCGUACACCGAAUCGGAGCCAAUUCAAUUAACCAAAGAAAAGGAGAAACAUCUUUUGAUUGUUCUCUCUCAGGUUUCAAGAGAAAUUCAACGUUGUGGAGAUGAACUCGAAUGCGAUUCCGGGAAGCAGCCACUUGUUCUGAAUCCUGUUAUUGGUGGUCAUUGCUUUCCGGCACCGGAGUUGUAUUCUGAAUGUCACAACUGCUUCCUGGAGAUAUUAUCUAUCUUGGUAGGCCUCUUAAAUAUGAAAAGUCAAUACAUUCAACAUUUGGUGGGCAAUAUUCUUGUGGGCAUCUCCAAUUUUGUGUCUAAAUCUGGCAGGAAUUUUGGUGACUUUCUUCAUUUGUUAUGUGUUUGCAUAGAAGUGGUCAUCUCUAACAUUCUUUCAUCCUCAUCAGCAUCCCUUUCUGACCCAAAUAAUGAUGGAUUGGGAUUGAUUUCAGUCUUGCAACCAAGACUUGUAAAUGCUAACUGGCAUGUGGUGACUUGUCUUUCUAGAGUUUUACACAAUAUAUUGAAAUAUUUGAAGCAAAACUGCAGCAGUGAACUUGCAGAAAUAUACUUGCAUUCCGUCAGUUAUGGUCUUUCAAAUGUGCCCUGGGAUUUAUUGGAUAAGAUUCAUUCUGGUCAGGCAUAUGACAUGCAGAUAAGCUCUAAUGGGAAUGCUUCACUGCUCAGAAACAUUUGUUCUCCAGAGGCAUGGUUCUUGUUUCUAGGGAGCCUUCUUCAACUUUUCUGUUCCCUCGUUGAGCAAAGUGGUCUUGUAGAAGAAAUUCAUUGCUCCUUGGAUGAGCAUCUUCUUCUUGAUAAAAUUACAUGCCUUAUUCCUAAGAUUUUGAACUGGUGUUUCUCUGUGAAAUGGGAUUCUGGUAAUGCGUGUAUCCAGCAAUACUUGAGGCACAAGAUGUUGAUGCUAAUGACCAGGCUUACUCUCCAAGUUCAUUGGGAAUGUUCCACCCUAGUUCUGUGGUUGCAGUUGCUUCGAAGACACUUUCAAGAUCUUUUAGUGCAACCUAUAUCUGCAUAUGAUUCUGGUUUUGAUGAUAGCCUAGAAGGCUCUCCAUUCUUGGCGAGUAUCGCUGAUGGAGUACAUAAGAUACAUACUCGCCAUUUACAGAGGCAAGCUAUUUUCCUUUUCCUCAAGUGUUCCUUCAGUUUGGUUGGCUUUGGAAAAGAAACAGAUAUUAGAUGUGUCUGUGCAUCUUCAAAUUCUUGUUUGACACAUGAGUUAAAAUCUGGCCAGGAAUGUUCUGGCAAAAGGAAGGGUUUGUCUGAAAUUUCUGAAUGGCUUCAAGACCAUUUGCCUUUGGAAAUGUUUGUAGAUUAUGGAAUAUACUCAGAAAAAUGCAGCAUCUUUGCAUCAUCCUUCAUGCAGCUAUAUGUUGAUGAGGAUGAUAUCUUGUUUGAAGUGCUCCUGCAACUGCUGGCCCUACCAUUUCCUUUGGAGCAAGUGGAUUGGAAUGAUAGGUGCAAUGCUAUUCAUGAGGCAAAAGGAGACAUCAUCUACCAUGUCUUGAACAUUUUCAACCCUAUACAUCUUUUCCAUUUGUUUCUUGCAAAGUUACACUAUGAUCAUUCAGUGCUUCUUGAUUACCUCAUUUCAAAAGAUAUUGGGGUUAAUUGUGUACAAUAUCUUUUGAGGUGCCUUCGUUUGGUAUUCAGAUCAUGGAAUUUGUUUGUAGACUUUUCCAUGUGUCAGAAUGAAAUAAUCCAACUGUCUUGCAAGAAAAGAAAGGUCCUCCUAGAUGGUUCAGAUUCUCAUUAUAAGGCAGAUAUUUCAGUUUCACCAAUGAAAAAGGGAGAAACUCUUGGAACACUUGAGAAAGAACAUAAGAGACACCAUAAUCAUGGCAACAAGCGAUUUUGCACCUCACAACAGCCUUUUGAAAAUGCCAAAGAUUGUUUGCUUUCUUUAAAAAGAUGUGUGGAAAGCCUUCAUCAUAAGAACUUGUUUCCAUAUAAUCCUUCAGCACUCCUGAGAAGCUUCUCAAGCCUUUCAAGAAUAGCCAGGGGUCUGACAGAUGGUCAUUACACAUUCAUUGUUGACUAACCUAUGCAACUUUCUCAUCUUUUUAAUAUGCCUCAAUGUUUAGUCCAUUUGGCUGAAAACAUAAGCACUUUUGAGUUGCUCCUUGCAGCUUCACAAGGUUUCAAGAGCUCUGUCAUCAGCAAGAGAAAUAAUAACCUUGGAUGCUGGAUAGGUAACCUGGGAAAUUGCACUUACCCAAUCAUUAUCAUUAUUUAUUUCUUCCCGUUCUUAUAUUUAUCAUCAUCACUGGCCAGGGUUGCCAGGUUGGUCAAGAAUGGUUAUGUAAUGCAGGACUUUUUCCCAAUUUAUGAUGGGCUUGACUCAUUAAUUCAGGUUUGAGACUUUGGGGUCCCGAAGUCAUUGGUCUACCAUUUGAUAGUGUAACUAGAAGCAUACAAAUAUUGCACAAUUUGAUUGGCAACAGACAUUAUGGUAGUGGCCUUUCAGAACGAAUCUGUUGAAUAUUGCCAGAAAUUAAGUUAAACUGUGCCAUUUGAUUGGCAGAGUGGCUAUGCAUAACCAGUUGGCUGAAGAUUAUCUGGAACGAGGAACCCUAUGAAUUUUGGGGCAUGGUCCAAAUUUCUAUACGCUGGGAUAUUCAGAAACAUAGAAAUAUGGGCAUGCACAUAUUUGAAGACAACAGCGUUCGCAGUUGCUGAUAUUUCUCCUUGCUUCUGGGUGCAUCCGGAUUUAAGAAUACUGAUAGAAGAGCCUUGUGAGUCAACUAUUUAUCUGUUUGAACAUUGCAUUGGAUGCUGUGGUAGUUUGUAAUUGUUUUAGGUCUUGAGCUACCUACCUUGUUGGCAUGAAUGGUUUGAGAAAUUGGUAAGAAAUAUAUUGAUGUUGUUCUUGGAUCGUGUGGAAGAGUGAAUAUUGACAUUAAAUGAGCACAUUGGAUG